Dunckerocampus dactyliophorus (ringed pipefish) is the source of this 3550-nucleotide messenger RNA. RefSeq names its product transmembrane channel-like protein 3. The transcript has 21 exons. NCBI's taxonomy places the organism in Eukaryota, Metazoa, Chordata, Actinopteri, Syngnathiformes, Syngnathidae. Gene Ontology annotation, cellular component: plasma membrane. Gene Ontology annotation, molecular function: mechanosensitive monoatomic ion channel activity. The coding region runs from base 1 to 3492 and encodes 1163 amino acids. The record is from RefSeq and is a predicted model, not a curated record.
AUGAGUACAGUGUCGGAAUCUUUGGUGGGAAGCAGCAGGUCCUUGUCUGCUGCCAAAAGACACAAGAGCACCAGGAAAAAUUCCAGGAGGAUUUAUUCAACUUACCAGGACCACCAGCAUGGCUCCUCUGAUGAAGAAGACAAAGAGGAUGAACGGGCCGACAGCAACGAUCCAGAGGAGAUGUUCCAGAACAUUCAGUACCAGAAGGAGAUCAUUGCCAACAUUCGGACCAGACCCUGGCCAAUGAGACGCAAGCUCAAAGUUUUAAAGCAUGCCAGAGAGAUUGUACUGAAGUAUGAGGGGCGACUGACGAGAACAAGAGGCUAUCAGACGGCAGGAGCUGAUCUGCUGAAGAAGCUGUCCCGUGUACUUUACAACAUUGUGGUUGUGUUUAUUCCAUGGGAAGUGAGGAUUAAGAAAAUUGAAAGUCAUUUUGGGUCAGGCGUUGCCUCCUACUUCAUAUUUCUACGCUGGCUGUUUGGGAUCAACAUUGUCCUCACCAUCAUGACUGGAGCAUUCAUCGUGUUACCAGAGCUGCUUGCUGGAGCCCCAUUUGGAACAACGAGGAGUAAAACUAUUCCCAAGGAGCACCUGGCUUCUGCCCAAGACCUGGACACCAUCUGGUCUCUUGGGGGGUACCUGCAGUACUCCGUGUUGUUCUAUGGUUACUACGGGAGGGUGAGGAAAAUUGGCAGUGCAGGAUACCGACUGCCCCUCGCCUACUUCUUGGUUGGGAUGGCUGUCUUUGCCUACAGUUUCAUCAUUCUGUUAAGAAAAAUGGCCAAGAACUCACGCCUCAGUCUGGCCAGUGCUUCUGAUGAAAACUUCACGUUCUGUUGGAGGGUGUUUUGUGCCUGGGAUUAUCUGAUUGGAAAUCCAGAGGCUGCAGAAAGCAAAGGAGCGGCUAUCGUCAACAACAUCAGGGAAGCCAUUGUUGAGGAACAGGAAAAGAAGAAAGAUACCAGUCUGGCUGUUCUGAUCAGUCUCCGCUUAUUAGCCAACAUCCUGGUGCUGAUGUCUCUGGCUGGCAGCAUAUAUAUCAUCUAUUUUGUGGUCGACCGUUCUCAGAAAUUGGAGCAGGAGAAGCCGGAGCUAACGCUAUGGGAAAAGAACGAGGUUAGUGUUGUGGUUUCUCUCAUCACCAUGAUCGCUCCAUCUGCCUUUGAGCUUGUAGCUCAGUUGGAGAUGUAUCAUCCAAGAACAUCUCUGCGUUUCCAGCUGGCCAGAGUGCUUGUUUUAUAUCUUGGGAAUCUCUAUAGCCUCAUUAUUGCCCUCCUUGAUAAGGUCAACAGUAUGAGCUCUGCGAUUCAGGUGACUUCAGCUAACUGGUCGGACACCAGCUCCUACUUAGCCACAAACUCCCAGGCUGGCAUGAACAGUAUGUCAACCCUGGUGUCUGAAAUUUCACAUCACAACAGCACCAUCGCGACCACUGCCGUGAUGUUAGAUGUGACAAACAGCAGCAGGACCGGCACAGCGACAUUCUCCAACCAGACCGUUCAGUUUGGAAAAAACACUCGAUCUCAGCAGGACCAGUGCUGGGAGACCUACGUUGGGCAGGAGAUGCUGAAGCUGUCCAUCAUCGACAUGAUCUUCACAGUGGCCAGCAUCCUGCUCAUUGACUUUAUCAGAGGCUUGGUGGUUCGUUACCUCAGCGACUGCUGCUGCUGGGAUUUGGAGAGCAAGUUUCCUGAAUACGGGGAAUUCAAAAUAGCAGAGAAUGUCUUGCAUUUGAUUUACAACCAAGGGAUGAUCUGGAUGGGAGCUUUUUUCUCCCCUUGUCUUCCUGCCUUUAACGUGUUGAAGCUGAUUGGUCUUAUGUAUUUGAGGAGUUGGGCCGUUCUCACCUGCAAUGUUCCCCAUCAGCAGGUGUUCCGAGCAUCCAGAUCCAAUAAUUUCUACUUGGCGAUGCUGCUUUUCAUGCUCUUUCUGUGUAUGCUGCCUACCAUAUUUGCUAUUGUAAGGUAUCGGCCAUCACAGCACUGCGGACCAUUUAGUGGUCAAGAGAAGAUCUAUGAUAUCAUAUCUGAAACAGUGGCCAGUGACUUUCCCCAAUGGUUCAGUAAAGUGAUGGGUUACAUCACCAGCCCUGUUGUAGUACUACCAGCACUACUGCUUCUGUUCAUGCUGAUAUACUACCUUCAGGCCAUUGCCAGAUCGCUCAAAUUUACCAACAACCAGCUGAGAAUGCAGCUCCAGACUGAGCGCACCGAUGACAAAAAGAAAGUCUUCAACGUGGCUGCAGGUGUAGCAGGGAUACUGCAGACACCAGGAGAGGCCGUGGUGGAAAACAAAGCAGAUGAACAGGAGAGUGACAUCACCAGCCAAGAUCCCUCCAUCCAAACGCCAUCCCCACAGCGGAAUGGCAGCAUCACAAACUUACAUACUGCCGGGCAGCGCAGUAACAGCAUCCGCACAAUUACGCAGUCGGCUUCCCGUGGAGAGCUGAGCAGAGCAAAUGUGGCUGGAUCCUCCAGAAGUCCUGCUGUGUCCGCACUGCCAAAACAUAGGCUGGAGCACGUACCAAACAGGCCCACACCGUUUCUUGGAGGCCCAAGUGGUUCCUGCCGCUCCAAGUCGUACUACCACAAGGCUUACAAUCACCCAGCCAAAAACUCAGACCACACCCAUUCGGACCCCAUUUACAGGAAGACUGUACGUGCGAUGCAACCCGGGAUCAUCACCGCACAGAGCUACGGGGGCCGCCGCGGUCACGCCACUCGAUACGUCAUUGUCAAUGAACACGAACCCAGGAAGAAGCUGCUUCGAUCGGCUACGCGCAUCCCACGCCAUUACUUUAUGGAGGAAGAGCCGGCCGAGAUCCUGGAGCUCUACCCGUGCAACAUCAAGCGCUACACCCCUCGGACCCCGCACCACCAAGCGCACAGAUCUCACCUGUCCCAACAGAAUCUCAGUGAGGACGAAGAGGAAGAAGGGAAGCGCAGAAGAAGGGUAUUGUUAGGGAAGACACAUCGACCCUGUUCUUUAUCUGAUCUUCACCAGCCGGCACACUUCUACAUCGGGGACAGAUUAGAAAGCCAUGUGUCCAUAUCUAAAGACAACCAUGUAGGUGGACGACGGUAUGGAGCCCAAGAAGAAGAUGACGGAGCUAUGGAAUGGAGAGAUUUCAAGUCACACUCCCGGUCCCAGGACAGUAUCAGAGGAGCGGAGCCUCUACUGGUCCAAACCAGGCGCCACGUGACUUCCCCUGGAAGAUACGGCCAUUCCCCGGCCAGAAACAGGCACAUGGGACCGUACAUGAAACCUAAGAGUCGACCAAAGCUGGAGCACUCUCCAACUGAGUCUGACUCCGCCUCCCUGGCAUCCAGCAGUGAUCAGCAGAACAGCAGUACUGACCAGUACAUUCAGGUAAUCCACAACAAGGAGCGCUAUCUCAAGUCCAGGCAAGGAAAGUUGUCCAAAAAAAGGUUUAAACUAAGCUUGGAUCUCAACUCCCCUGAGUCAAAUGACCUGGUUUGUUCCAAUGUGUGACAUAUUGAUCAAAACCACGCGCUUGAAUUUACUAGGAGCUUUACGUUGACAGUGUAAC